CCUUAAGGAUCUUCUGACAUGGAGUACAAUUACCUCGGUCGCUCAGGACUUCGUGUGUCCAAUAUUUGUUUGGGGACUAUGACGUUCGGUCAUCAACAGAUCGGGAAGUUGGACAAAAAUGCCUCACAUAAAGUUCUAGACCGGUUUGCUGCUCUCGGAGGAAAUUUUAUUGAUACUGCAAACAUGUAUUCCAAAGGGGUUUCUGAGAGUAUCAUCGGCGAGUGGUUGGUGCGACAAAAAAGGGAAAAUUUUGUGAUAGCUACGAAGGUGAGGGCAGACAUGGGAGAGGAUGUGAAUAACGUCGGGUUAGGAAGAAAACACAUCAUGCAGAGCUGUGACGCCAGUCUUAAACGUCUUCAGACAGACUACAUAGAUCUAUAUCAGGUGCACCUAUGGGACAAUGCUACUCCACCGGAAGGAUGGUUAAGGGCGUUCAACGAUCUAGUAACAUCCGGUAAGGUGCGAUACAUCGGGGUGUCUAAUCUUUGUGGCUGGCAGCUUCAGAAAGUGGUGGAUCUCUGCAAGUCUGAAAAUUACUCACCAAUAAUCAGUCUCCAGCAACAAUACAGUUUACUUUGUCGGCAUCCGGAGUUUGAGGAAUUUCAAGUCUGUAAGAAUGAAGGUCUUGGUGUGUUGCCAUGGAGUCCAUUAAAGGGUGGAAUGCUGACGGGUAAAUACAAACGUGGGUCGCGGCCCAAAGUAGCAGAUGGACGAAUCGGUCUCGUUGCCCAGGACGAGUCUAAAGCAUUGCAAAUUGCCCCCGCCUGGAGUCAAUAUGACGACAAUGAAGAUUUCUGGAAACUACUGGAAGCUAUGGAGAAGAUUGCUAAAGAAAAUGGGAAGACAGUGCCUCAGGUGGCUAUCCGGUGGUUACUUCAGAAGGAUGUGGUUCCGUCUGUCAUCAUCGGAGCCAACUCAGUUGAGCAGCUAGAAGACAAUGUUGGAGCGGCUAAUAACUGGAAACUCUCAAAAGAAGAGAUGGAUGAGCUAGACACUCUCUCUAAGCCAGAAACCCCGUACCCAUACGAGAUGGUAUAUCGCAGCAACAUCAACAGAGUGAAUUCUUUCUAUCCUUAUCCAUUCGUAGAGAACAAAUUUUAA
Messenger RNA from Saccostrea echinata, 1101 nucleotides. Its product is annotated as 1-deoxyxylulose-5-phosphate synthase YajO-like. NCBI's taxonomy places the organism in Eukaryota, Metazoa, Mollusca, Bivalvia, Ostreida, Ostreidae. The coding region runs from base 19 to 1101 and encodes 360 amino acids. Gene Ontology annotation, molecular function: oxidoreductase activity. The transcript is spliced from 8 exons. The record is from RefSeq and is a predicted model, not a curated record.